Molecule: messenger RNA, 4442 nt
Organism: Wyeomyia smithii (pitcher-plant mosquito)
Lineage: Eukaryota; Metazoa; Arthropoda; Insecta; Diptera; Culicidae
Product: endoplasmic reticulum transmembrane helix translocase
Exons: 6
Coding region: 256-3789 (1177 amino acids)
Biological process (GO): intracellular calcium ion homeostasis
Cellular component (GO): endoplasmic reticulum membrane
Molecular function (GO): ATP binding; P-type ion transporter activity; ATP hydrolysis activity
Source: RefSeq, a predicted model, not a curated record
CGAUUGCCAAACAUUUUCUGCUUGCUGUGUAAAAUCGGUCGCUUUUGUAAACGACCGUAAAUUUUCUCAUUUUUCUGCAAAAAGUAAAUUUUCUCGCAUCUUCUUUGAAAUAAUGGUCGGCUAAGAUAGAUGGAAUAGUAUCAUAUAUCGAAAAAGUAAUUCAUUUUGAUUAGAAGAAAACCCGUGUUCGGUGUUUGCUCAGCUGUAGUUCUUGGUACGUUCGCGUUUUUUCCUGGCUGGACUGCUAAGCAUCAAAUGGGACCACCCAGGAAAUCCGGUUCGUUAGAUGAACUGGUACAAUACGUCACACUGCACAUUCCGAAUCAUGUCUUACUAAAUGGAAGCCUACUACCCUUUCUGAUCCUCGUGACCAUUUGGUUCUACUUGUGGGUGUUCGUCUAUAAAGUAGACGAGUAUUGGGAAGCUGGAUUGCUGACGUUGGCCGGGAUCGGAUUUGUUCAGGUUUUUGUAUGUCUCUGCUGCUUUUGGAGCGUUCAUGUGCAAACAUUUCUGAAUUGUCGAAAAGCUAACGGGCCAGAGAAAGCCCAAGUUGUUAAAGUGGUACCAACGGAGAACAAUGGGUCCUCGGAACUCGUUAAGUUGCAGCGAACCAAGCUGGACGACAGUGAUAGUUCGGAAACGAUUUAUUGGUUCCUGUUUCAGAAGACAAAAUACGUUUGGGAUUCAAAUAAAAAACAAUUUUGCAACGUGGAGUUUCCAAUCCAUAAGACCUACGCGGAGUAUUUCGAAUCUAAGGGACACCAGGAGGAUUCUGAUGUACAGCUGGCAGAGAAAACCUACGGAAACAAUAAUAUGGAAAUGGUCGUUCCGGAGUUUUUGGAAUUAUUUGUUGAGCGAGCCACGGCUCCGUUUUUUGUGUUUCAAAUUUUCUCAGUUCUUCUCUGGUGUCUGGAUGAGUACAUGUACUAUUCGCUGUUCACACUGGGUAUGCUGAUUUCGUUCGAGUGUAUUCUGGUGCAGCAGCAGUUACGAAACAUGUCGGAGAUUCGAAAAAUGGGAAACAAGCCGUACAUGAUCAAUGUUUUCCGGAAUCGGAAAUGGCGCCCCAUGAAGUCUAAUUUGUUAGUACCCGGGGAUUUGGUGUCGAUUACACGCUCUCAGGAUGAAAAUCUGGUGCCCUGUGAUUUGCUGCUUAUCCGCGGAACUUGUAUUGUCGAUGAAAGUAUGCUGACAGGCGAAUCAGUCCCUCAGAUGAAGGAAUCGUUGGAAAACACGGACGAACACAAAAAGGAGCUGGACAUCGAAUCGGAUGGCAAACUGUACGUCCUGUUCGGGGGUACGAAAGUAGUUCAACAUUCGUCACCUAGCAAAGGUGCCAUGCGGGCUCCAGAUAGUGGCUGCAUCGGAUAUGUCCUGCGAACCGGAUUCAACACUUCACAGGGCAAACUGCUGCGCACUAUUUUGUUCGGAGUAAAACGUGUCACGGAGAAUAACUUGGAAACGUUCGCAUUCAUUCUUUUCCUGUUGGUGUUCGCAGUUGCAGCAGCUGUGUAUGUGUGGAUCAAGGGAUCAGAAGACCCGGAAAGAAAUCGAUACAAACUAUUUUUGGAGUGCACGCUGAUUUUAACCUCGAUUAUCCCACCGGAUCUACCGAUCGAGUUAUCGUUAGCUGUGAAUACUUCACUAUUGCAAUUAUCGAAACUGUACGUUUUCUGCACCGAACCGUUUCGGAUACCUUUUGCCGGCAAGGUACAGAUUUGCUGCUUUGAUAAAACUGGUACUUUGACUAGUGAUAACUUAGUUGUAGAAGGAGUUGCCGGUUUGAAGAAAGACAAAAGUAUUACACCGGUUGGGGAUAUCCCGGAAGCUACAGCGCACGUGCUUGGAUCUUGUCAUUCGUUAGUUCAGCUUGAUGAUGGUUUGGUGGGAGAUCCUUUGGAAAAAGCAACACUGACUGCUAUCGAUUGGAAUCUCACUAAAGGAGAUUCGGUUGUUCCGAAAAGGGGUAAAUUCAAACCGCUUCGAAUCUAUCAGCGCUUUCAUUUUUCGUCCUCGCUGAAGAGAAUGGCCGUAUUGGCUGGGCAUUUGGUACCCUUUAGUAAUGAAACUUGCUACAUCGGAACUGUCAAAGGAGCUCCAGAAGUGGUUAUGAAAAUGCUCAAAAACGUUCCGGAAAAUUAUGAGGAGACCUAUUUGGAGUAUUCACGUCGCGGGGCGAGGGUCCUUGCCCUUGGGUACAAAUCCUUUGGGACGCUCGAUAAUGCCACGGUACGCGAAUUGAAACGAGCUGAUGUCGAAAAAGAUUUGGAAUUUGCUGGAUUUAUCAUCAUAUCUUGUCCUCUUAAACCGGAUUCGAAAUACGCGAUCAAGGAAAUUAUCCAAGCCUCUCACAAGGUGAUGAUGAUAACUGGUGAUAAUCCGCUGACAGCCUGUCAUGUUGCCAAGGAACUGCGCUUCACAAGGCGUACCAUCGUUGUACUAACUCAUGGUGAAUCAAACUGGCACUGGGAAUCGAUCAAUGGAGAAAUUAAAAUUCCACUAGAUGAGAAGCGUAGCUUAAAAGACUGGUACAAGGAAUAUGAUUUCUGCAUCACCGGAGAAGGUCUCCAGUAUCUGGAUAGUGAACAUCAUUCAUUUUUGUUAAAGUUGAUGCCAUAUGUAACCGUGUUUGCGCGCUUUGCUCCUAAACAGAAGGAAUUCGUCAUUACCUCCCUUAAACAGCAUGGUUUUUGCACGCUCAUGUGCGGUGAUGGAACGAACGAUGUUGGUGCGCUUAAGCAUGCGAAUGUGGGAGUCUCACUGCUCAGCCAUCAGCCAACGAAAGCGGAACGCCGUCAGUUGAGAGCUGGAAACUUGAAUCCAGAUACUGCGACAACUGAUAAAGUUGAUAAGAAAAAGGAGAAACAGGAGGAACGGAAAGCAUUAACCCCGAGAGAAAGGGCAAUUCUAAAACAUCGUGAAAAUUUAAAUUCUACCCAAGAUAGACUGCAGAAGGUUUUGAAGGAGAUGGAUGAUGAGCAGGUUCAGGUCGUCAAACUGGGAGAUGCGAGUAUCGCGGCACCAUUUACCAGUCGUUCAUCAUCGAUUAAUAGCGUUUGUCACAUUAUUAAGCAGGGACGUUGCACUUUAGUAACGACAUUGCAGAUGUUUAAAAUUCUCGCACUUAACGCAUUGAUUUCUGCAUACUGCCAGUCGGUGCUGUACAUCGACGGUGUUAAGAAUAGUGAUACGCAACUAACUUUGCACGGACUGCUAACUGCGGCUUGUUUCCUGUUUAUUACCCGUUCAAAACCGUUAAAGGUAUUGUCGAAGCAAGCACCACUGCCGAAUAUUUUCAAUUUGUACUCGGUAACGACCAUUUUGGCGCAGUUCGCAGUGCAUUUUUCGGCACUGAUUUAUCUGGUACACGAAGCUAACGUGCGAUCGCCUCCUAGGGAAGGCAAAGUGAAGCUCAACUUAGACAUGGGCCCGGACGAAAAAGAGGAGUUCGUCCCAAAUAUUGUCAAUAGCACGGUGUAUAUAAUUAGUGUAACGAUGCAGAUAGCGACGGUAGCCGUAAAUUACAAGGGACAUCCGUUUAUGGAGAGCAUGCGGGAGAAUAGACUGCUUUCUUAUGCCAUUCUCACCUCCAGUACGAUCGUUCUCUGUCUGGCGCUAGGAAUUGUGCCGGAGCUACUGGACACGUUUGAAGUGAUCGAUUUCGAUUCGGAUUUUCGCAAAAUCCUGGUGGGCGCUCUGUUGGCGGACAUGAUCCUCGCCUAUUGCGUCGAUCGCGUCUGCUCGUUCCUGUUUGGAGAGAUGCGAAAGAAGACGGACAUCAUUACCUAGAGUAAACGUAACUACACAUACUACCCAUAGGCAGCGCGCAGUACAUUAGUAGUGACACAUUCGAUUUGCAACCGCAGAUAUAAUACUAGAAGAAAACAAGGGAUUGAAAGUGCGGGAAAACGUUAUCGUUUUCCUGCUGUUUUAAUUAAAAUACAAUCACGUUCUCACAGCAGAACAUAAGUAUAACGGAACGCAACCGUGUGAUAGCGAACAUUUUAAUUCGGUUCCAAUGCAGGCGUAAUUGUGAGGCGACUGAAGUGGCAAUUGCCCCCGGCUCGAGUUGUUUUUUAAAUCCUGUCGUAGGGUUUGUAGGUGUUUUUGAAACUAUAAACUAAUAGCAUAAAGAGCGAAAGAAAAGGAGUGCAGCAAUGAACGUAAACUAAGUGGUUAUACAAACCGGAAGAAUAGAGAAUUGAGUUUGUGUUAUGGUGUCUACGGUAUAGAAGCGCGUGAAGGAAGUGCAAAUAGAUGAAAUAAUUCAAUGAAAUAAUGACUAAGCAGGGAACGAACUGGUGCAACCUGCACCAGCCUGUUUGUUUGAAAUCGUUUACUUGAUAUAUACACACAAUUUAUUAAACUGUCUUACGAGUUUUUAGUUGAAGCAAUGUUGUAUGAUUCGUCGUAUGAAAACAAACAUUUAAAUGUGCAGUGCA